AUGCGCGUCGACUCCGACUUCCCCUUGAUGGAGGGAGUCCCCGCCCAUCGUGCAGCCUGCGGCAUGUUUCCUAUGCGUACACUGGCAUGUGCUCAGUUCCUGCGCGCGGGGGCACAAAGACCCAAAUCCGAUGAUCGCCGAGUGUGCGGAGCGUACAACACGGUAUCGCGGCAGUCGAGUGCGCAGCUUGAAACGAUACAGCCUGACCCGCUCAGUGGUAUUGGGCGAAAAGAACUGGGGGUUGCGAAUGGGGCUGGUUGGCGCGUUGGCAGGUUCCGGUGCGGGUAG
This is a messenger RNA of Penicillium verhagenii, 288 nucleotides long. RefSeq lists its product as uncharacterized. Lineage: Eukaryota; Fungi; Ascomycota; Eurotiomycetes; Eurotiales; Aspergillaceae. The transcript has a single exon. Bases 1 to 288 code for a protein of 95 amino acids. The record is from RefSeq and is a predicted model, not a curated record.